This is a messenger RNA of Notothenia coriiceps (black rockcod), 1982 nucleotides long. It is a transcript of the gene sirt3, whose product is annotated as sirtuin 3. The record is from RefSeq and is a predicted model, not a curated record. Gene Ontology annotation, cellular component: nucleus. The transcript has 10 exons. Gene Ontology annotation, molecular function: NAD+ binding; histone deacetylase activity, NAD-dependent. The coding region runs from base 226 to 1314 and encodes 362 amino acids. NCBI's taxonomy places the organism in Eukaryota, Metazoa, Chordata, Actinopteri, Perciformes, Nototheniidae.
CGCACAGUUAAUUUAAUUUUUUUUUUUUAAAGGAAAUAGGUGGCUUGGUAGAAAGCGACCUUGCUGUUUUGUGUAAAUAAAGUUAGCUACUCUACAUACUCGUACAUUAAGGUUACUCACGUCCGAGUCACAAGGUCAAAGGACGACAACAAGCAUUAUUUUGGGUAUCCUCUUGAGUCAGUUGCAGUCAUGGAGUAACACUCUGGGAGCUGUUAAGUUUGUGUUAUGACUUCUUUACCGAGCUCCUCAUUAAUAUCACCUGUCAGACUCUUCUGUGUGCACCUGUGCUCAAGAACGAGCAGGACGCUCUCUAAACACGUAGUUUUGUGUCAAAGGAGUUGGUGCCCUGGUGCAGGUGCAUCAUCAGCUCUGUGCAGACAAACAAACUCUCUCUGGUGGAAUGAGACUCGAGGGUUUCUCUCCCGGGGUGGUGGAGGUGCCUCCGAGGAGCAGCAGACCCUGGAGGACCUGGCCCAGAACAUCAGAGAGCAGCAGUACAAAAGGGUGGUGGUGAUGGCUGGAGCCGGGAUCAGCACACCAAGUGGCAUCCCAGAUUUCAGGUCUCCAGGCAGCGGUCUCUACAACAAUCUGCAGCAGUAUGACCUGCCUUACGCAGAGGCGAUAUUCGAGAUAGGCUUUUUCCAUCAAAACCCAAACCCCUUCUUCGCCCUGGCCAAAGAGCUGUACCCAGGGAAUUAUCAGCCCAAUCUGACCCAUCACUUUGUACGGCUGCUUCACAAGAAGGGUCAGCUCCUCAGGAUGUACACCCAGAACAUUGACGGGCUGGAGAGGCAUGUUUGUUCAACUGUGUUUCAAGUGGCAGGGAUUCCUCCUGAGAUGUUGGUGGAGGCUCACGGUACUUUUGCCACCGCCACCUGCACGGUCUGCCUGAGGAAAUACAAAGGAGGAGAGUUACGGUCAGAUGUGAUGUCAGGUGUCGUGCCGAAGUGCCCCACCUGUAAAGGCGUGGUGAAGCCCGACAUUGUGUUUUUCGGGGAGGAGCUUCCGUUUAACUUCUUCAAGUAUCUCACAGAUUUCCCACUGGCAGACCUCUUGAUCGUCAUGGGAACAUCACUGGAGGUGGAGCCCUUUGCCAGUCUGGCGGGGACUGUGCGCCCCUCUGUGCCCCGUCUGCUCAUCAACAGGGAUCGGGUGGGUCCGUUCACCGGGCGCCGCAGUCCUCAUGAUGUGGUGCAGCUGGGCGACGUGGUCAGCGGUGUGCAAGCCCUGGUGCAGGCCCUCGGCUGGACUCAGGAGCUGGAAGCUCUGAUGGCCGCUGCUGCUGAGAAAGCUGCAAAAAAGACAGAACAGUGAUGUUAAAGGGAUAUAAAAUGCACUUUUAAAACCCCACACAUCCUCAUGCAAUGGUUGUGUGUGCAGUUCGUAGUGGAAAAAGGAAAAGAAGAAUGACGGAGCCCUUUAAAAUGGAUCUACUCUUGCAGCAUAGUUCUGUAUGUAGCGCAUAGUGCGAAUAAGGGGUAGAGACUGGUGGAUGGGGGCCAAAAGGGGAAAGGGUUCAAAGGCAAAAGGGGUAAUUGUCUGUGGGGUUUAGGAUGAUGUGUGUUUCAUGCUUUUGGUUAGCAUGUUUCUCAUGAUAACCUAGGAAACAAGGGUUGCUAUAUUCUUGUCUAGAGUCAUGGAAAAAUGGGCAAAACUGCCUGUGCCAUCUCCAGUCCAUGUAGCAGGAGCUGAUGAACAUCCGUGCAUGUGUGUCCCAAUACACCACGCUAGUCUAAAGCUGCACUCUUCCUUUUUUCUAAAUAAACUUUCGUACUUUCUUUUUCUAUGGUUGCAAGCUCAAAAUAAGCAUUCGAAAAGGAACGGUGCUUUCAGAGGAACUGAAACGGGCUUCAACAGAGGUGAAAAGACCGGAAGCAACAAUAGAAAGGCUCUGCUGUGUCCGUCACUCGGGCUGCGGGCUCCAGUCGAAUAGGCAGAAUGUCCAUCUCAGCAAGUAAUAAUAUAAUAUACCGUAGUUAUCA